Trichosurus vulpecula (common brushtail) is the source of this 4163-nucleotide messenger RNA. It is a transcript of the gene PLEKHA7, whose product is annotated as pleckstrin homology domain containing A7. The record is from RefSeq and is a predicted model, not a curated record. The transcript has 26 exons. The coding region runs from base 324 to 3971 and encodes 1215 amino acids. Gene Ontology annotation, molecular function: protein binding. Lineage: Eukaryota; Metazoa; Chordata; Mammalia; Diprotodontia; Phalangeridae. Gene Ontology annotation, biological process: epithelial cell-cell adhesion; zonula adherens maintenance; pore complex assembly. Gene Ontology annotation, cellular component: zonula adherens; pore complex.
CGGGCUGCAUGUUGGUUGCUGGAGAGUUGGGCCCGAGUCCCCUUUCUCAUGCUGUUUGGGCCAGGAGGCUGUUUAUCGAGCUUAUCCUCUUUGCCUCCUUGAGAAGGUGAACAUUAAAAUAAGAGAUUACUAUUUAAUAAAAAAAGCCACUGGGGAGAGAGAAGAGGCAACGAUUCAGGUGCUUCGUGGACUAAUCACCUUUAUCCUGGGAUUUGGAAGAUCAGAGCCACAAUCAGCAGACCACAGCGUUUAGGCAUCCUGUGACUGGACAGUUUUCUCCAGAAAAUAUUGAGUUCAUUCUUCAGGAGGGGCCAAAUCCGCAUAUGUCAAAGCAAGAGUUUAUGAACCAGCGACCCUCCAGCAUGGUCAGUGAGACAUCCACAGUCGGAACCACAUCCACUCUGGAUAUGAAAUCAGGACCAAGGGUUAUCAAGACUAACAAAAUUCACAGCUUUGGAAAAAGGGACCAGGCUAUCAGAAGAAAUCCCAAUGUCCCUGUGGUGGUGAGAGGCUGGUUGCACAAACAGGACAGCUCUGGGAUGCGAUUAUGGAAGAGAAGAUGGUUUGUGCUUGCUGAUUACUGUUUAUUCUACUAUAAAGACAGUCGAGAAGAAGCUGUCCUAGGGAGCAUCCCACUGCCCAGCUAUGUGACCUCGCCUGUUGGGCCCGAAGACCGUAUAAACCGCAAGUAUUCUUUUAAGGCUGUCCACAAUGGCAUGCGGGCCCACAUCUACAACACCUCUGGCAUUGACUUUCCGGCAGAGCACUCGGGGAUGAGAACUUACUAUUUCAGCGCUGACACUCAAGAAGAUAUGAACGGCUGGAUCAGAGCCAUGAACCAGGCUGCCCAACUACAGUCUCGAGCAUCAUUGAAGCGGGAUGCCGAGAGGACAGAGCGGCAAGCUGUCCCACAAGCCAACCAUACAGACCCCUGUCAAGAGUGUGGCCGCAUGGGCCCUGGACAUACCAGGGACUGCUCCCGGCGAGCCCACAAUGAUGCCUUUGGCUUUGACAGGCCUGAGCAAGACGAUGAGGAACGCUACGGCUUCCAAAGGGACCCUCUGGAGGGGAAGCAGGAAAGGGGGAAGUCCAAGUCCCCCUACCCAGCAGCUGAGGCAGACUCCUUCUUUGUGGACUUACCCAGUGGUCCCAGGGCUCAGUCAGCCCAGCCUCAGCUAAUGGAGAGGAACGGCGUGCUGCCUAGUUCCUUUGGUGGGGGCUCUGGGCUUGGGGAGCAGAAUGGUACUGGUGGGUAUAAGAGGGUAAUCCAUCCCCGAACCAACCCCGAAAAGCAUGCCCAGAGGAGGAGUAACAUGGCGCAGGUGGAGAACUGGGUGAAGGUGCAGAAAGGAGACGGCAAAAGCCUUGUCUCAGACCAGAUACGAUUCCUCCAGCAGGGUCCUGGCCAGUCCCUGUCCUUCUCAGAGAACUACCAGACCCUGCCCAAGAAUACCCGCCAUUCCUCAGGCAGUUCCCCACCUCCACUCCGCAACUUACCCAGUGAUUACAAAUACGCCCAGGACCGAGCAAGUCACUUGAAGAUGUCCAAUGAGGAGCGUCGGGCUCACCGGGAUGGCACUGUCUGGCAGCUGUAUGAAUGGCAACAGAGACAGCAGUUCAAGCACGGGAACCCCACAGCCCCCAUCUAUGCAGGCUCCCCAGAGUUUGCCGACCAGGGCCGGAGCAAGAGCAUGCUGGAGGUGCCUCGAUCCAUCUCUGUGCCACCAUCCCCAUCAGACAUCCCUCCCCUAGGCCCACCCCGGCUCUUUCCAACACGGAGGCCACACACGCCAGCUGAGCGGGUCACUGUGAAACCUCUGGAGCAGAGGCGGAGUGUGGACAUUUCCCUAGGGGGGUCCCCCAGGAAGGUCCGGGGCCAUACUCUUAAGAACUCCUCCCAUGUGGACAGACGCUCCAUGCCGUCCAUGGGGUAUAUGACACACACUGUUAGCGCUCCCAGUUUACAUGGAAAGUCGCCUGAAGAGUUAACAUUGCUUCUCAUUCGAUUAAGGAGACAUCAGGCUAAGUUGGCUAGUGUGCGAAAUUACACAAUCGCCCAAUUACUGCAACAUGAGCCAACAAUUCCCACCUACCAGGCUGACGACACCUACCUUCAGCUGAAGAAAGACCUGGAGUAUCUAGACCUAAAGAUGACCCGUGACACUCUGAAGGACAGAGUUCUGAAGCCUGUGAAAGUAGCUGAGAGUGAUAUUGAUGUAAAAUUAAGCAUCCUAUGUGAACAAGACAGGGUCCUGCAGGACUUAGAAGACAAGAUAAGAGCCCUCAAGGAAAGCAAAGACCAGCUGGAGUCAGUCCUGGAGGUCUUGCACAGACAGAUGGAGCAGUACAAAGACCAGCCCCAGCAUUCAGAAAAGAUUUCUUACCAGCAAAGGCUGCUGCAAGAGGACCUCGUUCACAUACGAGCAGAGAUAUCCAAGCUUUCAACAGAAAUGGAAAAUGCCUGGAAUGAAUACCUGAAGCUGGAGAAUGAUGUCAGUCAGCUGAAACAAACUUUACAGAGGCAGAGUCGACGAUCCUUCUUUCUGCCUCAGGAGAGAUCUCAGAUACAGAAGGAUCUUUGGAGGAUUGAAGAUGUCACUGCUGGCCUGAGUGCAAAUAAAGCAAACUUCAAGAUCUUAGUGGAGUCCUUCAAGAAUCCAGAAAGAAAAACAGUGCCUUUGUUUCUCCACACGCCUGUGCCUUCAGUCCUCAAGUCUCUCAGCACUUCGGAGAGCAAACGACUCCCUCCUCAGACUAGCCCUCCAAGCAGCCCUCAAUGGACCAGCCCUGCAAAGACGCCCCUGGAGGUUCGCCUCUUUCCACAGCUGCAAACAUAUGUGCCCUAUAGAACCCAUCCACUACAGCUGAGAAAAGUGACCUCUCCCGUCCAGUCCCCUACAAAGCUGACGCCAAAGGCUGAAGAUGAGGCGCCACCCCGACCCCCCCUUCCUGAGCAGUACAGCCCUGAGGACCCACCUCCAGCCGUGCCCCCUCUUCCUCGGGAAGCCACGAUCAUCCGCCACACCUCCGUGAGAGGCCUCAAGCGGCAGUCUGAUGAGAGGAAGAGAGACCGGGAGCUGGGGCAGUGUGUGAAUGGGGAUUCCAAGGUUGAGCUACGUUCAUAUAUGAGUGAGCCAGAGCUGGCGUCCCUCAGUGGUGACAUGAACCAGCCCUCCCUUGGAUUUGUGGGCCCUGAGAGUGGCUACCAGACACUACCUGGGAGAGGUUUUUCCGGCUCCACGUCCAGGCUCCAGCAAUCAUCUACCAUUCCUUCCUACGUUACACUCAGGAGGGGAUUAAAUGCAGAUGGCUCAAAGAGACCCAAGAGUGCCUUGGAACGACUGUAUUCUGGAGACCACCUGAGGGGCAAGAUGAGCGCUGAGGAGCAGCUGGAGAGGAUGAAGCGUCACCAGAAGGCCCUCGUCCGGGAACGCAAGAGGACACUGAGCCAAGGCGAGAAACAGAGCAUGUCCUCGUCCAACACCUUCAGCCGUCCCAGCCCUGGAGACCUUGGCUCAUGGAAGCGAGAACAGGACUUUGAUUUACAAUUACUUGAGAGAGCCAUGCAAGGAGGGGAGAAAGACGAGGAUGGCUGGCUGAAAGUACAGGCUACUCCCGUGACUGAGAUGGACCUAGAGCCUCAAGACUAUGACAUAGACAUCAGCAGAGAGCUGUCCAAGCCAGAUAAGGUGUCCAUUCCUGAACGCUAUGUGGACUUGGAGCCCGAGGAGCCGCUCAGCAUGGAAGAGUUAGAGGCAAGGUUCCGCAAAGCCGAGAAGAUCCGCAACCUCCUCACCCGCUCGAGCAUGCACAACCUGCAGCCUCUGACCACUCAGGACAAACACCGCUCGGCCGACCUCGACUCCCAGCUCCAGGAACAAGAACGCAUCUUCCACAUCUCACACACCCUGGCCUCUGAAGCCUCCCAGCGUAGCAAGCAGGUGGCAGCCCAAGCAGUGAGUGACCAGUGACCCAUGUCCCGAAGAGAGGCCUGGAGCUGAGAGCCCAUGGAGCCAACACCCUGGGAGAAGAUCACUCACUUUCCCCAAAGGAAAUUCCAAGAGCCCGGAGAGGGGUUUUCUGAAGGGGGAAGGGGGGAAGGGACACCCCCACCCUCCCAACCAUCCUGUGAAAGAACUACUGUAGGCUAGUUACACACACAC